Loa loa (African eye worm) is the source of this 1168-nucleotide messenger RNA. RefSeq lists its product as hypothetical. Gene Ontology annotation, cellular component: nucleolus; small-subunit processome. Bases 62 to 658 code for a protein of 198 amino acids. The transcript has 6 exons. The record is from RefSeq and is a predicted model, not a curated record. Lineage: Eukaryota; Metazoa; Nematoda; Chromadorea; Rhabditida; Onchocercidae.
CAAUUUUCAGGAUUGAGAACAAUCAGUUGAACUUUCAAGAUACGGUGAGAAAGAGGAAAAUAUGGGUAAACUCAAGAAAACUCAGAAGUUCGCCACAAGACUUGCAAAAAUGAUUAAACCAACUGAUUCUCGAAUUAAAGAAAGUGAUCGCGUUAUCAGGAAGAAAAACAAAGACGAUAAGCAGGUGUUGAAAAUUGUCGAGGCACCUCAAGUAUCAACAGCAAUGUUCUUGAAGUACAACACCCAACUUGGACCACCAUUUCAUAUUAUUAUCGAUACGAAUUUUGUCAAUUUUUCCAUUAAAUAUAGGAUCGAUAUUAUGCAAGGAUUUAUGGAUUGUUUAUACGCAAAAACGAUACCAUAUGUAACGGAUUGUGUUUUGGGUGAAUUGGAAAAGCUUGGACAACGAUGCAAAGUUGCUCUUAAAAUUAUUAAGGAUAAUCGGUUCAAGCGUUUGUCGUGCUCUCAUAAAGGAAUUUAUGCUGAUGACUGCAUCGCACAAAGAGUUACGCAGCAUAAAUGUUAUAUCGUUGCCACAUGUGACAAGGAUUUGAAACGACGGAUUCGUAAAAUUCCUGGCGUCCCCAUUCUGUAUAUUAGGCAACAUCGAUACUCAAUAGAACGUAUGCCUGAUGCAUACGGUGCUCCUGUGAACUAAUUUCCUGUGAUUUCACAACAUUGAAUGAAGAAAGUCAAUAUUUGUUACUAGAAAAUUUAGCGGGAACUACAUACUGCAUGGCAGGCGCAAUCCUCACGUAACCUAAAAACUUCCGGCAGUAUAACUUCUUUCAGAGGUCGACUUCACAACAUACUGUCUUUUGGAAUACUUUUUUGAAAUCAAGAGUGUUAAGCAUGUUCAAAGGAUGAUGAGAAAAAACUGCUGCUAAUACUGAAGUUGCUCAACUUUAAUGUACUUUGCUUCUAAUAUUAUUAUAAUGCCCACUUAUGUUAAGCAAAGAUAUUCCAGUGCUGUUUUCUCUGCUCUCUUCUCUAUUCAAAAUCUAUUCCUGUUACAUUUCUUAUGUUCCAUGCUAAAUAAAAAAUGUUAUAUCAGGACACAGUUACAACUCUUUCUUCAUAAAUAGGAUGACAUAUAAAUUACAAAUAUUUCAAACGAAUAAAUAGUGGCAAGAAUAUUUCAGAAGCAGGAAAAAACCAUAAGUAGACA